Messenger RNA from Amblyraja radiata (thorny skate), 1595 nucleotides. RefSeq names its product leucine rich repeat transmembrane protein 1 (gene lrtm1). Lineage: Eukaryota; Metazoa; Chordata; Chondrichthyes; Rajiformes; Rajidae. The transcript is spliced from 3 exons. Gene Ontology annotation, cellular component: plasma membrane. Gene Ontology annotation, molecular function: protein binding. Bases 358 to 1467 code for a protein of 369 amino acids. The record is from RefSeq and is a predicted model, not a curated record.
CAUGGUGUGUUCAGUCCCAGCUGUAGAGACCUUCUCCCCACACGGUACCAACACAGAGCCAUAGAGACCUGCUCCCCACUGUCUGUACAAACUCUGGGGAACACACGUCGUCUAAUACAACAGCAGACAGCUUCCAUUUCCAAGGUCACUCUUCACAACCGACACUUGACUUCCCGAGCUGACUAAAGUCUCUGUGGUUUGUGGUCAAAUGGAACAUUAGAUCGUGGGCAGCAGAAACCCAAAUCAGCGUUAAAUUGUGCCGAAGAUAGACACAAAAAGCUGGAGUAACUGAGCGAGUCAAGCAGCAUCUUUGGAGAGAAGGAAUGGGUGACGUUUCAAUUCUGCCUAUUCAUUUUAAUGCUGCAGAUGUACAGUAACUGGAGUGGUUCAGUUCUCUCUCAAGGGAAAGAAAACGACAAGUUAGAAACAAUGAGAGGUGACAUUGCUUUGGGAAUGAUCGCUUUCUUAUUUGUACAGUCAGUCACAGGAUGCCCGGAAAAAUGCCAGUGCAUGGAGACUGAGAAAGUAGUACGUUGCACAGGUACAGGGCUCUCACAGGUACCUAGAGGUAUUGCCCUAAACACAGAGGCCCUGUACUUGCAGAAUAAUCAGAUCCACACAAUAUCAAAUGCUGACUUCACUGGUAUGUUGCAGCUACAAACUUUAGACUUGUCCAACAACAUUAUUUCAAACUUAUCAUCAGAUACGUUUGAUGGACUACAUAACCUUCUCAUCCUAAAUCUGGCCAAUAACUCCAUCACCAAUGUGGACAACAAAAUGCUCCACUCAACUGGGAACCUGCAUCAACUGGACCUGUCGUUUAAUCACCUUACUAGUUUGCCCGAGGGUUUGUUCAACAACCUGCAGAAUCUGACAUCACUAGCAAUGCAUCAAAACCAACUUCAGCACAUCAGCAGGUCGCUGGUGGAUUCCCUGCCAAGUCUACAAGCCAUCUUGUUCAGGAAAAACCAGUGGAAGUGUGACUGUCAUCUAACGGGAUUGAAACUUUGGUUGGAGAGCUUCCUCUACACAGGAGGGAAGAUUGAUGAAAUUCUAUGCACAGAACCAGAGGACUUAAGAAGUAAGGACCUCAUGAGAAUCCCGCAUGAAUUAUUCCAGGUGUGUUCCUCCAUAAAGGACAAGUCAUCUCACGUUGACUCCGACCAGAGAAGUCCCACCAUCCAAACGUUGCAGCACAAACUGGAGCCGGAGCACAGCCCAGACUGUACCCCGAAGGCCAAGCAACGGUCAGGCAGCUUACGGCAUGCCAUUGCUACUAUUGUGGUCACUGGAGUCAUCUGUGGCAUCGUCUGCCUGAUGAUGCUGGUGGCAGCUGUUUAUGGCUGUUCCUACGCCUUUAUCAUGGCCAAGUACCAACGGGAGCUCAAGAAACUCGACCAUCUGGGUCCCGAUGUUGAACAGGAAAAUGCUGAAGAGAAGGAACCCCUAGAUAGCUCACUGGUAUGAGCUCCCCUCUACUGCCUUGUCAAGCGGCAAGAGUAGACACAAAGUGCUGCAGUAACUCAAUGGGUCAGGCAGCAUGUCUGGAGAGAAAGAAUGGGUAACGUUUCACAGAGUGCUGGAGUAACUCAGUG